CGAUGUUAAGGAUAACGCGCGGCUGGAAAAAAAGCCGCUGUAGGGAGAUGCUGCUCUGCUGCAGGAGGGUUUUGGCUGUAGUGAGUGAUUUGUCUGUAGUCACGCGCUCGGCACGAAGGACCUGUAACGACGCCGUUUUCUUUUCCCGAGAUCAAAAAAGGUUACGUGAGCACCGGCGUUUCUUAGAUGCCGUGUGCAUAGCGGCAGCCUGGCUUCAGGCUUCAGGAAAAACGGUGCUGUGUCUGUAUGGUGCUGGAAGGGAGCAGCCAGCAGGAGGAAAAUCUUCACUGACGAUUCAGUUUGUGGAAGGACAGUUUGUUGAUUCCUAUGAUCCAACCAUAGAGAACACUUUUACAAAACUGAUCACUGUAAAUGGCCAAGAAUAUCACCUUCAGCUGGUUGACACUGCUGGCCAGGAUGAAUACUCCAUAUUUCCUCAGACAUACUCCAUAGACAUCAAUGGCUACAUUCUUGUUUAUUCAGUCACGUCAAUAAAAAGUUUUGAAGUGAUAAAAGUUAUCCAUGGCAAGUUAUUGGAUAUGGUGGGAAAAGUCCAAAUACCCAUUAUGCUGGUUGGAAAUAAAAAAGACCUGCAUAUGGAACGGGUGAUCAGCUAUGAAGAAGGGAAAGCUUUAGCAGAAUCCUGGAAUGCAGCUUUCUUGGAAUCUUCUGCUAAAGAAAAUCAGACCGCCGUUGAUGUUUUUAAGAGGAUAAUUUUGGAGGCAGAAAAAAUCGAUGGGGCAGCUUCACAAGGGAAGUCUUCAUGCUCAGUAAUGUAAUUCCACUGCAAAGCCUGAAAACAAUGGGAAUACAUUCUACCUGAAGAAGCAAAACUGCCCUUUAUCUUCAAGGAUAAACUAUGCUUUCUUUUUUUUUUUUUUUUUUAAUUUUUUAAUUUUUGUGGUUUUUUUCUUCUGUUAACCUGAGAGAUACACAGUUGGUUUGGAGCCUUUCCCUUCAGAUUAUGUUAAACUCUGACUCCUGUGCAAAUGGCUUCACUUCCAUUUUCAAAUUUUAAGCAAUCAUAUUUUCAAUUUAUAUAUUGUAUUUCUUAAUAUUAUGACCAAGAAUUUUACUGGCAUUAAUUUUUCAGUGUAGUUUGUUGGUUAGAAUAAUCAUCAAAAUGAUGCAUAUUGUUACACUACUAUUAACUAGGCUUGGAUAUCAGUGUUUCUUUGUGUUAAAUGUAUACUUGUAAAUAAAAUAGCUGCAAACCUUCA
This is a messenger RNA of Meleagris gallopavo (turkey), 1220 nucleotides long. The record is from RefSeq and is a predicted model, not a curated record. Lineage: Eukaryota; Metazoa; Chordata; Aves; Galliformes; Phasianidae.